Dreissena polymorpha is the source of this 7221-nucleotide messenger RNA. RefSeq lists its product as uncharacterized. The record is from RefSeq and is a predicted model, not a curated record. Lineage: Eukaryota; Metazoa; Mollusca; Bivalvia; Myida; Dreissenidae. Gene Ontology annotation, molecular function: lipid binding. The transcript has 29 exons. The coding region runs from base 261 to 3548 and encodes 1095 amino acids.
CAUUAGAACUGUCAAAACAUAAAGUUGUCAACAGUGCCGUGUCUUGUAAAGUAAAAUAACGUUUUUAACAAGUGGGAUGCUUGAAAGACUGGAUUUUUGGAAAAGUAGAAUAGUUAAAUAUGCGUGAAGAUAGUUCAGAUGUAGGGUUAUGAUGUCAUAGAUUUCUUAUUAUUAUACUUAAAUUUAUGUCGCCUGGUUAACUCACCUGUCACCAGCUUAGAACAUUAAAAUUAAGAAAUCUUAUAAUUGAAGCUCUUAAAAUGGGAAAAGUUCAAAACCAGGGCGCUAUUGCCCCUAAUGCUGCGGUUAAUCAGGUUAUGGGUCUGUACAUCAUUGUGUCAUUCACAAUUGCUUUGUCGUGGUUUCUUGGUGCAAUGAACUGCUCGUUUCUGUGGGUUUUUGCAAUGAUAUUUGGAUUAUUUAUUGUUUGGAAAACACGUCUACGUGAUGUUGUGGAGAAGAACUUGGAGUGGCACAGAGAACGUUUCCAUAGGAAGCGAGCACUUAAGCAAGAAGAGACUACAGAGUGGCUUAACUUCCUUAUCAACAGAUGGUGGGUUUUCAGCUCCAUUAGUAUCGAAGACCUUGUGAAGCGAAGGAUCAAUGAACGACUUGUAAAUGUCAAGCCAUCUUUUAUCGGACAUCUAGAGCUGACUGGUUUUACUUUCGGGGACCUGACACCCAGUUUUCGUAGCAUAAAAGCCUUUGAGUGCUCAGAUGGAGUGCGGGGUUUCAAACCAGUCUCCUGGUCCAGCGUUCUACAGCCCCCAGUGGGGCUACACAAGAUGUCGUCCUUCCAGAUUGUUCUAGAAGCAGACAUAGCAGCAAUAUGCGAAGAGUUCCGAAUGGUGUUUAAAGCACGUGCAGGAACAGAAAGGCUUGGUUUAAACUUUGACAUUGCUGUCGAGGAUCUGAAGUUGAAAGGCAUACUGCAGGCUAUUGUGCACAUGUCCAUGGAUAUACCCUUUCCUCAUAUCACCAAAGCUACUGUCAGCUUCAGUGACACCCCAGAGGUUUGGUUCAAUGUGACUGUGCUCAAGGCCCUACAGCUGAUGGAGGUGCCACUUAUCAAGUCCUGGAUCCAUCUCAAUGUCAUGGAGGGAAUCACUAAUGCUCUUGUGGAUCCAAGCAAGAUUGACAUUCUUUUCACCAAAGUGGGACCAGUCAGUUCCUUGCAGAAUAGUUCCACUGUACAACAGGAACCAGCUCAGGGCGUUCUGACGAUCCAGAUUACUGGGACACCUUCGGCAGAUGCAGAUGAGGAGAUUCACUACACGCGUCUACGUCUAGGGAAGUGCAAGCGGCAGACACUGGAGGUUCCAGCCACCCAGGGAUGGGAGGAUUGCUGCUCCUUCUUUGUGCACAGCCUGGUCAACGAGAAGCUGAGCAUCAAACACAAAUGUAAGCGCCUUCUGACCACUGUGACCUUGGAACAGCAUGAUCUCAGCUUGUCAUCAUUUUCAUUCAGCAUUACAAAACAGAUUACGCAUGAGAUUACCAACAGUGAUGGCAGCAAGUUGCAGUUGAUGAUGGACUACUCUCCCCUCCCGCCCGUCAACCUGGAGCAGGAGGAGAUUGUCAACGUACUGCAGCGCUCUGGGGUGAUGUAUGUGUGUGUACACUGCGCAAACAAUGUGGCAGCCUCGGACAAGACUGGCUCCUCAGACCCGUACUGUGUUGUAUUCUGUGAUAGGAGAAGGGUAUUGACAACUCCUUACCUUGCUCAAACACUAAACCCCCGCUGGGAGUCACAUGCAGAAUUCUUUGUCAAGGAUUUCUCACAGUGUAACCUGUCGUUCUAUGUAUUUGACUGGGAUGGUACCAACUCGAUGGAUGAUGACUUUCUGGGGUCCGCACACCAUGCCAUGUCUGAGAAGGAGCCAUAUGUAUUGAAGCGUGCACUAGUCCUUGGCUGCAACAAACAAGGGAUGGGCCAUAUGGCAGAUGAAUCUCUUGGACAGGUUGUUGUCUCCAUCACGUUCAGGCCUGUAUCCUCUGUGGAAAAAUCAGAACGGUACCGCCUCUCCAGUACUGACUCAGCAAACAACAAUGAGUUCCUGUACGUGGAAGACAUGGUUUCCCCUUGCACAAUGGUACUUGAUGUUUUCAACAGAAAACGGUCAUUGAAAGGUGGAGGGAAGAAGCUGGCUAGACAGAAAUCCACACACCCCAGUGAUGAGUUUAUGAAAGACAAGAUAUUUGUUGAUCUGACCUUGAUUCAAGCCAAAGAGCUAGUGGCGAUGGACCGCAAUGGUUACAGCGAUCCAUUUUGUGAGGUGCGAAUGGGAGAAGAGAAGCUGUUCUCUACGAGCGUGAAGAAGAAGACUCUGACACCCAUGUGGAACGAGUCUGUCACGCUGAAAGUCCCCGAGAAUUGUGGGAUGUUGGAAAUUCAACUCUUCGACAAGGACAUGUUUGUCAAUGAUUUUCUCGGCAAAGUGAUGUUGACCCUUGACCAGUUGAAGGAGCUCUCAUUAAGGAAAACAUCAGACUGGUUUCCUCUAAAACACACAAAAUCAGGCCAGUUGCAGAUCAAGUGCACAGUCACAGCCCUGGAAACAACGAGAAAGGACUCUGGCAUGGGUGAUAUGGAACCCCUAGCAGACUCCAGUAACUCCGCCUCCUCUCUUCCUGUCAAUAACUCCGCCUCCAGGAAGGGGCCACAAGGUGAUGAAGUCACUCCAAUAAAGGGGCCACAAGGUGAUGACAUCACCCCCAAGAAAGGACCAGCAAGGGAACUCUCAUUGGAAAAUGAGGUGUUUGAAGAAACCAUACAGCAAGUUACAAACACCCAGCGUCCAACAGACAACGGUGUGUACCCUCGCAGAAGAAGCGGCAGACAGACUAAUGGUAGGGGAGACAACUCUCCUCUGACAUCGACACCAAUGAAGGAGGAAGGGACAGUCACUCUCAGACGAUCAGCUUCUGAUGUUAAUAUGGAUAAACGGCGUUCACACACAAACUCGGUGAAUUCCUUGGUGGCCUUCAAUGACUUGAAUAUAUCGACAGUCCCAAUCGAUUCUACUCUUGCCUCUGGGCCUCACAUGGAUGACACAGUUCAUGAUCCUGACCCCAGUGAUGCUCUUGGACAUAGGCUUUUCAAUGUGACAGGCAAAGUAUUAAGUAUCCAGGGCCUAAAAGGAAAUGAGGGGAAAAUGUACUGCAAAGUCAGAGUGAUUGCACCACACAAGCAUCGUCUACGCAAAAUUUUUGGCAACCGUGUGAUAGCGAAGUCUCCACUGAUCAAGGCGACCCAGCCCAUGGUGAACCUUGCGAUGGAUAUUGACCGUGGCCUGGGUGUGAGUGGGGAGACACUGCUACAGUUUGACAUCAAGAAGGAGGGCAAAGAACACCUCGUCUCCAAGGCUUACACCAUCAAAAGCCUCUUCAGUGGAGAGGGUGGGGAAGGGGAUAAAAUCCAGAAAGUUUUACCACUGGAGAGAAACAUCAGUGUUGAAGUGUUUCUGCAGCAUGUCCCCAAGGACCAGAGCACCUUUAACCGCCACAGCCAAGGAAGAAUGACCUUGCCAGGGUCAUUCAGAAAGUAGAGGACAAGAUGUGUGUUGUUUCAACCAUUACCAAGAAUGACCUUGUCAAGUUGUUAACAAACUACAUCUGGGAGUGUUUUUUUUGUAAUCUUUUAGUCCUCUGUUUAGCAUAAAUUUGGCCUUUUGGCCAUCCUUAAAAAUUCUUUUGUUUGGCAUAACCCGACCGACCCACUCAAAUCAGCCCGACUGAAUUUUUUUUGCUCGCCGAAAAUUCUUUCCGCUAAUUUUUUCCUUUCCGCUUUUUAUCCUUUUCGGUUAUUUGCGUCAUUUAAUUGAAUGCUCUUUCAAGGAUAUCUAGAAUAGCAAUGAACAAAACGCGUACCGGCAUUUAUUUGAGUCGCCUAUUUAUUUGACAUAUGCGAUUAAUUAGACUUUAAAUACAAUUAAACCGCUCCUGUUUUUCUCGUAGCCCUUUAAUUAAAAUACGCUGCUGACGUUCAGGAUAGUUUGGGAGUAAAAAACAAAUUAAUUAAUUAUCACCGUUCAAUUCAAUUCAGCAAUCGGUAGAGAUGUGGAAUAUUAUCGCCAUAUAACUAAUUAUUUAAUUAUCACUCUUUAAUUCAGAUCGGUAAAUAUUCGGUAGAAAGAUAAAAAGUGGUCAGCUUAGAAAUAUUUAUUGACGGGUAUUGUCAGGUUUUUGUUUCAUUUGCUUAUCUCUUUAUACGACUUUCCGACCGGUCGCCAUUUUGGAGGCAGACGCGAUAUUAAAUGUGUUUUCAAAUUAUACAACAUCUGCGCAUAAAUGACCCAAUAUUUUCUGAUAGCUCCACCCGUAGUGAUCAUUGGAAUAAAUGCUCACUAUUACAGGGCUCGCGCUGUCAUUCGCCAUUUGCGAAAGUAUAGCGAAUUUGGCUCAAGAAAAAUAUAAUUUGCGAAUAUGCUUAAAUCUCGUUAAAUUUUAUUGAAAACAUCCGCCAUGUUAAUCCGGAGUGUUUUUUAAACUAUUUUUCUGUUUGAUUCCAUGAACAAUUUGAAGCGCAUAUGGUAGCUGGCCAAUCAACAUUGAGUUCGCUAUCGGGUAAUAUUGGGUCAUUUAUGCGCAGAUAAUGGAAUACACAGUUGAUAUUGUCGUCUGCCUCUAAUAUAACGGCCGAUGGCAAAUGUCGUAUAAAAAAUAAGCAAAUGAAAAGAAGCCUAACACUCAAUAAAUUAUUUUUAAGCUGAUCACUUUACAAAUUUCUACCGACUAUCGAUCUGAAUUAAAGGAUGAUAAUUAAAUAAUUAGUUACAUGUCGAAGAUGUUGCACCUUUCUGUUCUUGAUAGAAAUAAAGAUGUCAUAAUUACUUUGUUGUUUUUUUACUCACAAAUUAUGCUAUUGUAAAGUAAUAUGUCAACCAAAUAGUAUAUUAAUUACGUAUUUACUAGGUAACUUGUUUUCAUUUUCUGUAGACAAACGAUAUGCACAAUUUAUUUCAUGUGCAAAAUGCGUACAAUUUUGCGGACUGUCGUUUUCAGAUAAAGUAUUUUUCGUCGAUUAUAUCAUAUUUUUGAAGUUCUUUAUAGAAAAAUAGACUUACGAAUACACGAGCAGUAAUACGGACGGUGCAGAAAAAUCUUUACCAGAGGCAGAAGACUUAGAGCUUUAUUUGAUAAUUACCUUUCAGCUUGGUAUAUGUCGAAGUUCAAUGUCGAAAAAAAAAAAACAAAAAAAAAAUAAAAUCGCUACCUACCUACCCACCAAAAUUUACCUGGGUCGGGUUAUGCCAAACAAAAAAUUUUUUAAGGAUGGCCUUGUUAUGCUUUCAUUUUAUGAAGUGUGAUUAUUUAAGGUUCUAUAACUGGGAUUGUUCUUUUCAUUGCAUUUUAAUCUGUUUAUCUGUUUAGAUUUCCAGCUACAAAUUAUAAAAACAGGGUUUUAUGUAUUGUUUUUAGUAAACACAAUUUUAUAUAUGUUAGAUAUCUAAUACUCUUGUUUUCAAAGCAAGCGUAAGUUCUUUUUAUGCUCCCCCAAAAGCAUAAAGUCGCCGCUUCGUCUGUCCGUCUGUGUGUCUGUCCGUGCACAAUUUUUGUCCGGGCUAUUUCUCAGCAACUAAUGACUGGAAUUCAAUGAAACUUUAUGGGAAGCUUCACUACCAAAAGGAGAUGUGCAUAUUAUCAGGAGGUUCUGGUCGGAUGAUUUUUCACAGAGUUAUGGCCCUUUGAAAUUUUCCAUUAACUGUACAUAUAGUGCAAUUCUUGUCCGGGCUAUUUCUCAGCAACUAAUGACCGGAAUUGAAUGAAACUUUAUGGGAAGCUUCACUACCAAGAGAUGUGCAUAUUAUCAGUGGGUUCUGGUCGGAUGAUUUUUCACAGAGUUAUGGCCCUUUGAAAUUUUCCAUUAACUACAUAUAGUGCAAUUCUUGUCCGGGCAAUUUCUCAGCAACUAAUGACCUGAAUUCAAUGAAACUUAAUGGGAAGCUUCAUUACCAAAAGGAGAUGUGCAUAUUAUCAGUGGGUUCUGGUCGGAUGAUUUUUCACAGAGUUAUGGCCCUUUGAAAUUUUCCAUUAACUGUACAUAUAGUGCAAUUCUUGUCCGGGCUAUUUCUCAGCAACUAAUGACUGGAAUUCAAUGAAACUUUAUGGGAAGCUUCAAUACCAAGAAAUUUGCAUAUUAUCAGGGGGUUCUGGUCGGAUGAUUUUUCACAGAGUUAUGGCCCUUUGAAAUUAUCUAUAAAAAAUUAUUGUCCCCCCAACUGUAACUGUGCCCUCAAGAAGUUUCCUUUUAUCUGAAUAUAUAGUGCAAUAUUGUGACAAAAAAACCGUUGGGGAGCAUCACCCGUCUCUGACGGUUUCUUGUUUUUCAAAUGUCAUGCAUAUUUGCUUCCUUGUUAUUGCCAUGACAUUACGGUUUAUAUUUUAUUUUGACACAUUUGUAAAGGCCAUCUUUGGUUUACUUAAUUAUGUAUACAUUUACCAAUAUUUGGAAAUUAAUAGCUACUUUAAUAAGUGUUAUAAUGGAAUGAUAUGCUAUGCCUUAUCCUCUUUCAAAAUCUAAUUUCAAUCCAAGCAUAAUAGUACAUUUUGCCUUUUAUUUACAUAUCUUUAAUAAUUGCUAAUUGUUUAAAGUGAGUUAUUGCUGUACUGGUAAUUGACAACCAUUAUUUAGUAUGUUAGUGAUACAUUUGUAGUUUUUGUUACUUGCAUAUCAUGACCAGUAUUGUAAAUAGGUAUUUUAUUUAAUAAUAAUUUAUUACAAAUGUAAUAUUGAAAAGCUACCAUGUGUAUUGUGUUGAGUUUGUAAUUUACAGUUUUUAUGCUCCUGGAACAAUUUAAAGGAGAUCAUUUGAGGUGCGUCAUGUGAAAAUUAGUGUUGUGCCAUAUGUGGCCAGCAUAGCUCCUGACUAGCCUCAGGAUUAGGGCAGUAAGAAACUACCAUGGCAAUUAAUGAGACCACACAACUUGGCAUGCCUUUUACCCUUUGCAUGCUGGGAAAUUUGUCAAUUGCUAAAAUGUUGUCUGCUGAAUUUCUAAGAUUAGCAUUUUCUUCAAUUUAAAAAAAAAGAAUACUAUCAGAAUAGCAAACAGUUUGGAUCCUGAUCAGACGCCACGUUUUGUGCCAUAACUUCUUUAUUUAUGAUCACAUUUUAUUAUUACUUUGACAAAACAACACUUAACUGAAUACCACAAUGGAUUCCACCCAAACUAUACCCCACGCCCCUACCCAGAAUCCCCCCAACCUCCCCCCCCCCACAA